Molecule: messenger RNA, 1512 nt
Organism: Miscanthus lutarioriparius
Lineage: Eukaryota; Viridiplantae; Streptophyta; Magnoliopsida; Poales; Poaceae
Source: the annotation of a GenBank genome assembly
AUGGCGUCGGUAACCACCAGCGCAGCCGCCGCCGGGCCACACCUCGACCGGCCCCACGUCGUGCUUGUGGCUAGCCCCGGCGCAGGCCACCUCAUGCCGAUGGCCGAGCUGGCGCGGCGCCUCGUGGCACACCACGCCCUCGCGGCCACGCUCGUCACCUUCGCCGACCUCUCCGGGGACCCUGACGCGCACUCCGCCGCCGUCCUUUCCUCCCUCCGCGCGGCGAACGUUUCCACCGCCACGCUCCCUGCAGUCCCGCUCGACGACCUCCCCGCCGAUGCCUGCAUCGAGACCGUGCUCCUCGAGGUGAUCGGCCGCUCCAUCCCGCACCUUCGCGCUCUGCUCCACGACGUUGGCAACACCGCCGCCCCGCUGGCCGCGCUGGUGCCUGACUUAUUCGCCACCGCGGCGUUGCCCCUCGCCUCCGAGCUCGGCGUCCCGGGGUACAUCUUCUUCCCCAGCAACCUCAGCGUGCUCUCCGUCAUGCGAAGCGCCGUGGAGCUCAACGAUGGCGCCGGCGCCGGCGAGUAUCACGACCUCCCGGACCCUCUCCCGCUUCCCGGGGGCGUGUCGCUACGCCGCGAGGACGUGCCGAGUGGGCUCCGAUACAGCAAGGAACCGGCCUACGCGCAACUCAUCCAAGUGGGCCGCCGGUACCGAACCGCUGCCGGCUUCUUGGUCAACACUUUCUACGAGAUGGAUCCGGCGACCGUGGAGGAGUUUAAGAAGGCGGCACAGCAAGGCAGGUUCCCGCCGGCUUACCCGGUGGGCCCGUUCGUCAGGUCAAGCUCCGACGAAGGCGGCGUGUCGUCGCCGUGCAUAGAGUGGCUGGAUCGGCAGCCGACGGGAUCCGUGGUGUACGUUUCCUUCGGGAGCGCCGGCACGCUGUCCGUGGAGCAGACGGCGGAGCUCGCCGCCGGGCUGGAGGACAGCGGGCACAGGUUCCUCUGGAUCGUGCGCAUGCCAAGCCUGGACGGCGAGCACUCCGACGACAUGGGUCGGAAAUCCCGUGGCGGUGGCGACGAGAACGAUCCCUUGGCUUGGCUUCCAGAGGGGUUCUUGGAGAGGACCCGGGGGCGUGGCCUCGCCGUGGCGUCGUGGGCGCCGCAGGUGCGCGUGCUGUCCCACCCGGCGACGGCCGCCUUCGUGUCCCACUGCGGGUGGAACUCGACGCUGGAGAGCGUCUCGUCCGGCGUGCCGAUGGUGGCGUGGCCGCUGUACGCGGAGCAGCGGAUGAACGCCAUGGUCCUGUCGGAGAACUUGGGCGUGGCACUGCGGCUGCGCGUCCUCACGGACGACGGGCUGGUUGGGCGCGAGCAGAUCGCGGCGGCGGUGAGAGAGCUGAUGGAGGGGGAGGAUGGGCGCGCCGUGCGGCGCCGGACGGGGGACCUGCAGCAAGCGGCGGACCUGGCGUGGGCGCGGGAUGGAUCGUCGCGCCGGACGUUGGAGGAGGUCGUCGGCAGGUGGACGGCGGGUGCGCUUGGCAAAGUAUCUGUCGUUUCGUCGUCGUGA